Hemiscyllium ocellatum (epaulette shark) is the source of this 5483-nucleotide messenger RNA. It is a transcript of the gene si, whose product is annotated as sucrase-isomaltase. The record is from RefSeq and is a predicted model, not a curated record. NCBI's taxonomy places the organism in Eukaryota, Metazoa, Chordata, Chondrichthyes, Orectolobiformes, Hemiscylliidae. Gene Ontology annotation, molecular function: carbohydrate binding; alpha-1,4-glucosidase activity. Gene Ontology annotation, biological process: carbohydrate metabolic process. The transcript is spliced from 48 exons.
GAGAAAUAAAAGACAAGCGGGAGAAAAUAAAGGUUGAGAGCAAAUAACGACGUUUCUCCUUAUUCUGAAAAAUGGCGAGAAGGAAGUUUACCAACUUGGAAGCAAUGCUUAUUGCUUUGUUCGUUAUGAUGACUAUUGUGGCCAUUGCUUUAAUUGUACUUUCAGCCACUAGCAAACCAGAAUGUCCUGACAAAGGUAAAGAGUAAAAUACAGUAGAACCUUUCACCCCACUUUGUCCUUUCGCCAUUCAAGAUAAUGAUCGAACCGACUGCCAUCCACAAGAUGGAGCUUCAAGGGAACGCUGUGAAGCCCGAGGUUGCUGCUGGAAACCAGUGACCAAUGGAAGUGGGCCUUGGUGCUUUUUCCCAGUGAAUAUUGGAUACAAAGUCCAAGAAAGUGUAAAGAAAACACAUACAGGGUUUGAAACUCUACUUCACCGUAUUCCUUCUCCCUCCCUUUAUGGAAAUGAUAUUGAAACACUGCGAAUGACCACUGAAAUUCAGACACCAAAUCGCUUCCGAUUCAAGAUUACAGAUGCUUACAAGCCUCGAUUUGAAGUUCCGCAUGAAAUCACUAAACCAUUUGAGGGUCCUGCAGUGCCAAAUCCUAAUUAUGAAGUUGAGCUUGCUAAGAAUCCUUUUGGAAUUUUAAUCAGGAGAAAGUCCACCAGAACUGUGCUGUUUGAUACUUCAAUCGCACCAUUGAUUUUUGCUGAUCAGUUUUUGCAAAUAAGUGCAACACUUCCUAGUCACAACAUCUAUGGGCUGGGAGAACAUGUUCAUAAACACUAUCGUCAUGACACCAACUGGAAGAUCUGGCCUAUCUUCACCAGAGAUGCAUUUCCUAAUGGGGAGAUGAUUAAUCUCUAUGGACAUCACACUUUCUUUAUGUGCCUGGAAGGAGAGGAUGGCUUAGCCUUUGGUGUUUUCUUGCUGAAUAGCAAUGCAAUGGAGGUUGAACUUCAGCCAAGGCCAUCAGUAACAUAUAGGACAAUAGGCGGAGUUCUGGAUUUUUACAUUUUUGUGGGUUCUUCACCUGAGGAUGUUGUUCAUGAAUACUUAACACUGGUUGGCAAACCAUUAAUGCCUCCAUAUUGGUCUCUGGGAUUCCAACUUAGUCGCUGGGGUUAUAAAAACCUCAGCGAUGUUGAAGCUACAGUGGCGAGGAACAGAAAAAUUAAUCUGCCAUAUGAUAUCCAGAUCACUGAUAUUGACUACAUGGAAAAUAAAAAGGAUUUCACUUAUGAUAUGGAAAAAUUCCACAAUCUACCUGAAUUUGUUCAUGAUUUACAUGCACAUGGCCAGAGGUAUAUUAUCAUUCUGGAUCCAGCCAUAAGCACUCAGGCACUAAUAAAUGGUCCCUAUGAAUCUUAUGAUAAGGGCACAAGAAUGGGAGUAUGGGUCAAUGAAUCUGAUGGAAAGACACCCCUUUUGGGAGAGGUCUGGCCAGGUGAAACUGUCUUCCCCGAUUACACAAAUCCCCAGUGUAUUAAAUGGUGGGUAGAGGAAUGUUCGAACUUCUACCAAAAGAUAAAUUAUGAUGGACUUUGGAUAGAUAUGAAUGAAGUGUCAAGUUUUAAGCCGGGUUCAACAAAAGGAUGUGUUAAGAAUCAAUGGAAUGAGCCUCCUUUUGUUCCAAAGAUUCUUGAUCGAUUGAUGUAUUCUAAGACCCUUUGCAUGGAUGCCCAUCAAACUGGAGGAAUGCAUUAUGAUCUUCACAGUCUUUAUGGACACUCUAUGAUACUUGCAACUAAACAAGUAAUUAACCAUGUGUUUCCUGGAAAAAGAAGCAUUAUUCUUUCUCGAUCAACAUUUGCUGGGUCAGGAAGUUACUCAGGACACUGGCUAGGAGAUAAUGGAGCAAACUGGAAUGACAUCAAGUGGGCAAUUCCUGGGAUGCUUGAGUUUAAUCUUUUCGGUUUUCCAUAUAUAGGAGCAGAUAUUUGUGGUUUCUUCGGUGAUUCAUCUGAAGAACUAUGUAGGAGAUGGAUGCAGGUUGGAGCAUUUUAUCCAUUUUGUAGGAACCACAAUGCUGAGAACUACAAACCUCAAGAUCCUGCCUAUUAUGGUGAAGACUCCCUUUUAGUGAACAGUUCCAAGCAUUACUUGAAUAUUCGAUAUACAUUGCUUCCUUACCUCUAUACACUCUUUCACAAGGCCAAUGUUUAUGGAGCCACAGUAGUUCGACCACUGCUUCAUGAGUUUCCUACAGACAGUGCAACAUGGACUAUUGAUCGUCAGUUCCUAUGGGGACCUGCUCUUCUUAUCACACCUGUGCUGGAUCCUAAUACAGAAAUUGUCCAUGCCUAUGUGCCUGAUGCAGUUUGGUAUGAGUAUGAAACAGGUUCUGCCAUAUCGGCUAAAAAGCAGUUUAUGGAUAUGCAUUUACCAGGCGAUAAACUGGGGCUUCAUGUCAGAGGUGGAUUUAUCUUCCCAACACAGCAACCAGCAAAUACUACCUUUUAUAGUCGAAAGAAUCCAUUGGGUCUCCUCGUUGCCCUUGAUGAACAAGAGAAGGCUAGUGGAGAAUUAUUUUGGGAUGAUGGAGAAUCCAAAGAUACUUACGAAAAGGGGGUCUACACUGCCUAUCAAUUUACAGUUGCAGAGAAUGUUUUGGAUAUUAAAGUACAACACCGGGGAUACAUUGACCCAAACAACCUUAUAUUUGAAGAAAUAAAAUUCCUUGGCAUGAAUAGUGUUCCAACAUCCGUCAUUGUGAAACAUAGUCAGGAUGUCACAACUUUAUCACCAGAAAAUAUCAUUUAUCAUCACGCCACUAAGGUUGCUUAUUUUACUGGUCUUCAGCUAGAACUAGGAGAAUCAUAUUCAAUAGAAUGGAAUUCUUCUUCAGUAAUAAGGAUUGACUGUCAUCCUGAAGAACAUGCAAAUGAAGCUGCUUGUCGAAAGCGGGGUUGUAUAUGGGCAAGCAGUCCUGAAGUUUCUGAACCAUACUGCUUUUAUGACAAAGACUACGGUUACCUCCUGAACAAAGACAAGGGAAUUACAUCAACAGAACGUGGAAUGACAGCUGAAAUUAUGAGAAAUAAAGCAUAUCCAGAAAGUUACCAAGGCAUCACCCCAACUGUGCAAAUCCUGCAAGUUGAUAUCACAUACCUGAAUGACCAUAUGUUGAAUUUUAAGAUUUUUGACCCAAAGGCAAAACGAUUUGAGGUUCCAAUCCAGCUAAACAUUCCCAAAAGGACACAAUAUGAUAGUUCUACUAGACUUUAUGAGGUUCAAGUUGUCGAUUUUCCAUUUGGAAUCCUGGUCAAAAGGAAGAGUACGGGUGCAGUGAUUUGGAAUUCCCAAUUGCCUGGUUUAACAUUUACUGACCAAUUUAUACAAAUUUCAACACACCUCCCUUCAAAAUAUAUUUAUGGAUUUGGAGAAACCGAACACCGAAGUUUCAAACAUGAUCUGAACUGGAAUACUUGGGGAAUGUUUGCCAAAGAUCAGCCACCUGGUUAUAAAUUGAAUAGUUAUGGGAGCCAACCUUUUUAUAUGGGUCUUGAAGAAAAUUUCAAAGCCCAUGGUGUAUUAUUGUUGAACAGUAAUGCAAUGGAUGUAACACUUCAACCAUAUCCUUCCCUAACAUAUCGCACUACUGGAGGAAUCCUGGAUUUUUAUAUGAUUCUUGGUACAAAUCCAGAAAAUGUUGUUGAACAAUAUACAGCACUUAUUGGCCGCCCAGUCAUGCCUCCCUAUUGGUCACUGGGAUUUCAGUUAUGUCGAUAUGGAUACAAGAAUACCACUGAAAUUGAGGAGCUCUACACUGACAUGAAGAAUGCAAAUAUACCAUAUGAUGUACAAUAUGUAGACAUCGAUUACAUGGAGCGGCAGUUGGACUUUACUCUUGAUGUCGAUGAUUUCCAGAAUUUGCCAGACUUCUUUAAUAAAAUAAGAAGUGAAGGGAUGAGAACUAUUAUCAUCUUGGAUCCAGCAAUUUCAGGAAAUGAAACUAAACCUUAUGAAGCCUUUACCACUGGAAAAGAUAGUAAUGUCUUCAUUAAAUGGAAAAACAGUCUUGAUAUUGUAUGGGGGAAGGUAUGGCCAGAUAUUCCAAAUAUAACGGUAGAUACUUCAAAAGACUGGGACUAUCAAGUGGAGCAUUAUCGAGCUUAUGCUGCUUUCCCGGACUUCUUCCGCAAUGAAACAAUCAACUGGUGGCAUACAGCAAUAAAAGAAUAUUAUGAGAGAACUUUGAAGUUUGAUGGACUUUGGAUUGACAUGAAUGAACCCGCCAGCUUUGUUCAUGGAUCUGUUCAUGGGUGUCAUGAUAAGAAACUGAACUAUCCACCUUAUAUGCCAGCUCUUGAAUCAAAGCAUUUGGGACUGAGUCACAAAACCCUCUGUAUGGAAAGUGAACAAUUUCUACCUGAUGGAACUGCAGUAAGACACUAUGAUGUGCAUAACCUGUAUGGAUGGUCACAAACAAAGCCAACACUCGACUCAUUACAGAAUAUAACUGGAGAGCGAGGAAUUGUGGUGACACGUUCAACUUUCCCAUCUACUGGCCAAUGGGCGGGACAUUGGCUUGGAGACAACACAGCUGCCUGGAAUCAGAUGCAUAAAUCAAUUAUUGGAAUGAUGGAGUUCAGUCUAUUUGGGAUUUCUUAUACUGGAGCAGAUAUCUGUGGCUUUUUCAAGGAUACUACAUAUGAAAUGUGUCUUCGAUGGAUGCAACUUGGAGCAUUCUACCCCUAUUCUCGGAACCACAAUGGAUUGGGCUCCAUUAGUCAAGAUCCAGUGGCCUGGAAUGAGACAUUCCAAAACAUCACAAGGAAUGUUCUACAAAUACGUUACAAAUUGUUGCCAUUUCUCUACACAUUGAUGUAUGAAGCUCACGUUCAAGGCAGUACAGUAAUUAGACCAUUACUUCAUGAGUUUUUUGAAGACAAAAAUACGUGGGAUAUUGAUCGACAGUUCCUCUGGGGUGGGGCACUGAUGAUUAGUCCUGUGUUGGAUCAGGGGGAAACUUCUGUGCAUGCAUAUAUCCCGGACUCUCUCUGGUAUGACUGGUAUACGGCCAAAAGCAUCCCUCAAAGACGUAAGUGGAUUGAUAUGCCAGCACCACUCGAUCACAUUAAUCUUCAUAUCAGAGGAGGUUAUGUUAUUCCCUGGCAAGAGCCAGGAAAUACUACAUAUUACAGCCGAAGGAACUUCCUGGGACUUAUAGUUGCUUUGGAUGAUAAACAAAUCGCUCGUGGUCAACUUUUCUGGGAUGAUGGUCAAAGCAUCGACACAUUUGAAAGAAAGGAAUAUUUCCUGGCUAAAUUCACUGCUGAUGAGAACAGGGUGCAAACUGAAAUUGUUCACAACAAUCCAAAGAGUACAGCAAGUGAAGUGAAAUUGGGACAUCUCCAAGUCUGGGGACUGAGAAACUUUCACUCUACAAAUGUCACUGUAACUUAUGAGAACAAUAAUCACACAAUCAACAAUGUUGAGUACAGACCUGAAUCACAGGGCAAUUUGGCUUUAACGUGA